Molecule: messenger RNA, 1377 nt
Organism: Schistocerca gregaria
Lineage: Eukaryota; Metazoa; Arthropoda; Insecta; Orthoptera; Acrididae
Product: ALG-2 interacting protein X-like
Exons: 1
Coding region: 1-1377 (458 amino acids)
Biological process (GO): protein transport to vacuole involved in ubiquitin-dependent protein catabolic process via the multivesicular body sorting pathway
Cellular component (GO): endosome
Molecular function (GO): protein binding
Source: RefSeq, a predicted model, not a curated record
AUGGGGUGCCAGCAGGAGAUGGGGGAGGAGGCGUUGGGCAGGUUGUCGUACCAGGUGUCGUGUUACAUGUGCUCGGCGGUUUUGGUGGGGAGGGAGUUGGGAGAGGAGGGACACACAUGCCGGUUGGUGAGUUACGCGAAGUGCAAGGCGGAGUUGUACAGGGCGAUAUCGCUGAGACACGCGGCGUCGGUGCACGAGGCCGCGAGGGAGUACGGCGCGGCGGUGUCGAGGCUGAGGUCCGCCGCGAGGACGUUGGAGGCGCUGAAGAAGGAUCGGGCGUACAAGCAGGUGCCAGAGUUAGAGGAAUUUUACGAAUUCGUGUAUGAGUCUGUACGGAGAGACAGGGAGGAGAGGGAGUCGGACAACGAGACGAUAUAUCACGAGACGGUGCCGGAGGAGCGCUUGCUGCCGUCGCUGGUGGGGAGGGAGAUGGUGAAGGCGUGCCGGAUGGACAGCAGCGUGUGGAGGUUGGAGGUGGAUCCAUUUAGGGAGUUGGUGCCGUUGUCGGUGAAGAGGCGGGAGUCGGUGUACACCGAGAUGAGGGACGAGAGGUAUAGGGAGGUGUUGAGGGAGUCCGAGGAGUGGGAGGAGAGGCUUCGGUGCGCGCUAGAGGAGUUUAGGUUUGCGGAGGAUUUGGACGGGCGAGGAAGGAUUGCGUCUGAGUUGGGCGAGGAAUCGAGGAGGUUGGAGUGCUUGUCUAGAGAGUGCUCGCACUUGUUGGCGGAGGUCCACGAGGCGCUGAGGACGUGCGAUGAAAGAGAGGAGGUGGGUCGAGCGCUGGUCGCCGCGUUGCGGGAAGAAGAACAAAAAUGCUCGGAAAACAUGGCGUGUGCUCAGCGAAGUGAUCUGUAUAUCAAGGAGAAGCUCUCCGCCUACCUGAUGAUGCAAGAAAGUCAAGGGGGCUCGGCGUCGAGCGCGGGGGAAAAAGAAGACCCGAACAUCCUGUCUUCGGAAAUCAGGCACGCACUCUCUAAGGUUGGGGUGCUGCUUCACGUUCGGUCGACCGCCCUUGCGGAAUUCAAGCGCGCGACUCAGGAAGACACGAUCACGCAACAACUGCUCGGGUCGAACUCCAAAAACGACCCCCAGCUCUUCGAAUCGCAACUGAAGAAAUUCGAUGUCUACGUGGAAAAAGUGCGCAACUGCAACGAGCAGCAAAUCGCUCUGUUCGACCGCCUCGUCUCUCUGAAGGACCAAUAUGUGCGCUCAAAGAAAGACGAUGACUAUUUGAAGCUCAAGGCAUCGCUGAAGGAAGGGAUUCACUUUUACACAAAAUUCCGUCAGAACCUAACAGAGCUGAGAGAGAAGUGCAACGAGCUGAUCAUCUAUCGUCGCUCCGGGUUGGGGUCUCCUCCUCCCUACACCAGAAAAAGUUAA